GGUCUAUGGACUGACCAAUAAGAGCUCGGUGUCUGUCUGUAAACAAAAGAUUUCGUCAGUGUUUUCCAGGAGCGCUAUACUGUCCCGUAUUUUUCUCAGGUCGAGCAACCUUUAGUCUUUUGUUCACAAACAAACUAAAUUUAGGACACGCUACAUUUUAAAACGUAUUUGAAAUUCCAAGGAACAGCGAUGUCAGCGCAAAAAUUUAUAACCCAGGAAGAAAGUCUGCAUGACUCAUGGGUAGAGCUCCACUUUGAUUCAUGCAGUGAACAUAGUGAGGGCACACCAGCCCUGUCUGAUAUCACAGACCUGGAAAAAAUGCUUCUGGAAGCACAACGGGAAUCAAGCAGUAGUUCACGGACAAGUUCUCACUGUAGCAGUCCUCGACGUGUCCAGACACCUCCACUCAUCAGUGCAGCCUCCUUCAACACACAUGCCAUUGCAGAGGGGGAAGUUGUAGCAGAAAGCAAACAGGAAGCUGAGGCUGUUGCAAGGAUCUGUGACUGGUCCAGCCGACCAGAGAAUGUACCACCAGCAGCAUUUAUUAUUAAACGUCCAAAACGGAACAGAAUGUGCUGCAAAAACACAGACAAAAAUGACAAGGAAAUUAACACAAACUUGCUGAAGUUACUGCUACCCUCUCUAGUUUUGACACACAUCCUUAUGCUUGGGUUGGGGAUCUGUAUUGGACAACGCCUUUCCACUCAGUGCUCUAUUAUCUGAGUCAUAGCACAUGAGUGAGUGUGUGUGUGUGUGUAUGCUGUGUGUCAGUGUCUCUAGAAAAAACCUGACAGCCUAGAACCCUUUAGUUUUUUUCCAGGAGAAAUGCAGGACUAUGCAAGAGGACACUGUGAAAAUAUGAUUAGAGAUGGAAACUCUCAGCAUUAUUUUACUUUGGUUCUCCUGUGGGGAAUUUGGCACAGAAUU
Messenger RNA from Sinocyclocheilus rhinocerous, 927 nucleotides. It is a transcript of the gene bnip4, whose product is annotated as BCL2 interacting protein 4. The coding region runs from base 190 to 723 and encodes 177 amino acids. The transcript is spliced from 5 exons. The record is from RefSeq and is a predicted model, not a curated record. Lineage: Eukaryota; Metazoa; Chordata; Actinopteri; Cypriniformes; Cyprinidae. Gene Ontology annotation, cellular component: mitochondrial envelope; mitochondrial outer membrane; nucleus. Gene Ontology annotation, biological process: mitochondrial outer membrane permeabilization; positive regulation of apoptotic process.